Molecule: messenger RNA, 1060 nt
Organism: Alosa sapidissima (American shad)
Lineage: Eukaryota; Metazoa; Chordata; Actinopteri; Clupeiformes; Clupeidae
Product: retinol dehydrogenase 12-like
Exons: 7
Coding region: 152-1042 (296 amino acids)
Source: RefSeq, a predicted model, not a curated record
CAAGAGGCAAGAGGGUGCUCAAGGGCCGGCUGUGAACGCUGAAUCAAUGCUGUGAACGUUGAAUCAAUGUUUCUCUGCGUGUGGUGCAUGUGGGUCAGUGACAAAUAAGCAUUUUUCUGGAAUCAUCUCCAUCUCCAAGUCAGUGCGGAAGAUGAAAUCUAUCAGGAGUCUUAUUGCCACGCAGUGGUCAUCUGACAUUCGUCUGGAGGGAAAAACAGCCAUUGUGACGGGUGCUAACAGCGGCAUUGGAAAAGAAACGGCCAAAGACCUCGCUAUGAGGGGGGCCCGCGUCGUGCUGGCGUGUCGGGACUUGGAGAAAGCUGAGCAGGCGGUGGCGGACAUUAUGAGAGAGGUGGAGGGGGCCAGUGUGGUGGCCAAGAAGCUGGAUCUCGCUGACACAAAGUCCAUCUGUGAAUUUGCGGAAAACAUUUACAACACUGAAAAAUCCCUGCAUUUCCUCAUCAACAAUGCUGGUGUGGCCCUAUGCCCGUACACAAAGACCUCAGAUGGCUUUGAGAUGCACUUUGGUGUAAAUCACUUAGGUCACUUCUUCCUGACUUUCCUUCUGCUGGACCUCCUGAAGCACUCUGCGCCCUCGCGGGUGAUAACCGUGUCCUCCAUGACCCACCCAAUGGGCAAGAUCAACUUCGAGGAUGUGAACAGCGAGAAGAGAUAUUUUCCCAUGGCAGCCUACACACAGAGCAAGCUGGCCAACAUCCUCUUUACCCAAGAGCUCUCCAGGAGAGUAGAGGACUUUGGGAUAACUGCGUAUGCUGUGGACCCGGGCGUGGUGAACACACAGAUAUUUAGACACAUGAGUUGGCCUCUACAGCUCUUCAUGAAGUCUAUUAGCUUCUUCCUCAAAACGCCUGAAGAGGGAUCCUACACAAGCCUCUAUUGUGCGGUCACCCCAGACCUACAGUCUGGAGGCUACAGCAGGAACUGCGCCCCGGCAGCAUGCAUUCCGGCCGCCAGUGACGACCGCACGGCCUGCAAGCUGUGGGCUCUCAGCUGCCACCUGCUGGGCAUCCGCUGGCGCUGACGAAAGACGUGAUGAAUU